This is a messenger RNA of Lolium rigidum, 585 nucleotides long. Its product is annotated as cyclin-F2-2-like. The record is from RefSeq and is a predicted model, not a curated record. Lineage: Eukaryota; Viridiplantae; Streptophyta; Magnoliopsida; Poales; Poaceae. Gene Ontology annotation, biological process: mitotic cell cycle phase transition; regulation of cyclin-dependent protein serine/threonine kinase activity. Bases 1 to 585 code for a protein of 194 amino acids. Gene Ontology annotation, cellular component: nucleus; cytoplasm; cyclin-dependent protein kinase holoenzyme complex. Gene Ontology annotation, molecular function: cyclin-dependent protein serine/threonine kinase regulator activity. The transcript has 2 exons.
AUGGACGACUUCGUCCGGAACCACGACCUCGUCGACGGCACGCUCCACCACGCCGUGGCCUACGUCGACCGUGUCCUGUCGGUGCGAGCCAUGAGGAAGCAUACCGACCACGAGCUCCGCCUCCUGGCUGCGCCAACAAUCUUCGUGUCCGCCAAGUACGAGGACGGCCAGCGCACCUUGGCGAAGCUGGACCCCGACAAGAUCUCCUGGUACGUCGGCGGGUCCGCCACGAGGGAGGAGGUGCUCGACGUGGAGCGCCGCAUGGUGGUGGCGCUCGGGUACCAGCUCGGCGGCCCCACGGCGCACACCUUCGUCAGCCGCUUCACCAAGCACGCCCAAGGAGAGGAGGAGCUGAAGAUCCAGCGAAUGGCGCAUCGGCUCGCCGACGAGUCCCUGCGCAACUACGCCUGCCUCGGGCACCUGCCAUCCGUCGUGGCGUCGUCUGCAAUCUUCCUGGCGAGGUCUGCGCUGCUCAACCUGCCGGACGUACCGGCGUGGAGCUCGGAGAUACAGGAGCUCACGGGGUACGACGUCACGAACUUGGCCGGAUGCCUGCAUGCUAUGCGCCCAGUCGCUCACUUGUGA